GCGCGCUCCAUUGACACGUCGAGAAGCCGCCCGCCAGGACCCGAUGGACGACAUCAUCCCCGUGUACGUCGGUAUUGCCGCCGGCGUGGGCAUCGUCUUGCUGUGCAUGUGCAGUCGCAUGACUCGCAACACGUGGCACAUCGACACGGCGCUGGUCGAGGCGUUUCUUGCAGAAGACAAUCUUCACCACUUGGAGCACACGCUACAGCGCCACGACAUCGAAGAAUUGUUGCGCGAGGUUGAGCGGUGGGAGUGCUCUGUAUGUGGAUUUCUGAACGUGGUGCCGCAGCCCGCAUGCUCCCUGUGCCACACAAAGCAUGGGGUCAAGUUGAUCGAGCCAUUUCAACACGACGUUGUGCAAAGCCACCUGGGGACGAACAGCAGCUACGUCGGAAGCGCGUUGUUCAAGUACUCGGCGCUGUCCUCUAGCUUGCAUGCGGCUUGGGCGUCGCCAAUAACAUCGGUUCGAGGGGUGAAGUCGUCGAUGCAAAGAGCCACGAUCUCGUCGACGAGUGGGAAAGUCUCGUCGCUGAAAAGAAUGACCGCAUCGCGCAUCCUGCACUGGACAUCUCUACUGCAUCACGCACUCCUCCCAGAGGACUUGAACCAUCACCAGCGAAGUGCUCGGAUGCGACGGCAGUGGCGCCGUAAGAUGGACCCUCGCAACUAUCAAGUUGUGUGGGUGCGUCAGUUUACCGACCAUGACGAUUUUUCCGUUGCCUACGUCAUUCAGCUCGUACGUCAGUUGGCAUCGCUUCCGAAGCGGGUCCAUGCCGUGGUGGCAUCCCUGUAUACAUUCUACGCUUCGUCGGUGGAAUGCAUCGGCUGGCUACGAUCGAGCGGACCCCACUGCACGUUUCCUGCGCCUUGGACCACCGUCCUCGGCGUAGCUUUUACGACAACUGACAUGAACAUGCUGUAGAAUCCCCCCGACAGUGUCAAGGGAUGCUUUGAGAUCGACGUCGCGGACACAAGGGUCGACUUUGAGCUGCAUGCCAUCGUAUCGAGUAACGUGGGCGACGCCAGCUCGCCUCCACGAGACACGGAUGACCAAAAGAUUGCGUGGACUCCACUCGAGCUCGUGGAUGGCAACUACACGGUGAUGGGGACAAAGCUGGCGGACCCGCUGUGGCGAGCGCUGCUGAGCGUGUCCGAGAUGAAGUUUACAUGCAAGUAUGCCUGGUUUCUGGAACAAGCCGCGUCGCUCGUCGUUCCGUACGAAGUCAAGUACGUGCUCCAGCGACUUUGUCGGGAUGCCAUACAACGUGACGACCUUGGCCGGUUUGACAGGCAUUCUCUGUUCCGCACGCCGCGGUCAGCGGUGCUGGAGGAAGCUGUCCGACGGCUGAACCAUAUGCACAGCACGUCCUUGUGUGCUAUCCUCCGCAUCCACUUUACAGGUGAAAGCGGGCACGACGCCGGCGCCGUUCUCCGUGAAUGGUAACAAUGCGAGCACCUACUCGACGGCAAGCGCUGGCUCCUGACACGAGCGUCAGCGAUGCAUGUGGACA
This is a messenger RNA of Aphanomyces invadans, 1511 nucleotides long. RefSeq lists its product as hypothetical. Bases 44 to 922 code for a protein of 292 amino acids. The record is from RefSeq and is a predicted model, not a curated record. Gene Ontology annotation, molecular function: ubiquitin-protein transferase activity. The transcript has 4 exons. NCBI's taxonomy places the organism in Eukaryota, Oomycota, Saprolegniomycetes, Saprolegniales, Verrucalvaceae.